CUCACUAAGGUUUGGUCGCUCUCUUGCAGUGGCAGCGCCGCACUGCUUAGCUAGCUUUGCUCUCGUGCAGUCGUCUUCCUUCCUCUACUGGUUCUACAUCUUCUACUCAUCAACCAAACCCUGCAAGAGUUUUCAAGUCGUUAAUUACUCUUGUUAAUUAAGAGUUGUCCCCGGAGCAAAUCAAUCAAGUAACCAAGUAAUUAAUUACUUACGUUCUCUCCGAAUUGAUAAUACUUAUCGUUUUGGAGCGGUAUUUUGUCUGACGGAUCGGAGGUGGCUGGGUGAUGGAGGAGGGGAAGCGGAAGCGGGAGGAGUACUCAGACUCCGAGCAGCGCUCGCGGUCGCGCGCGCGCAGGCGGCGGCGGCUGGCGGCGCAGGCGGCCGCGCUGCGGUCCGAGAACGGCGCCGUGGAGGUGGCCGCGCGCGAGGCCGUGGGCCGGUGCGCCGCCGUGGACGCCGAGAACGAGCUGCUCCGCGCGCGCGAGGCCGAGCUCGCCGCGCGCCUGCGUUCUCUCAUCGACCUGCAGCAGGCACAGCGCAUGCAUGAGGCGACGCCCUCUUCGCCGCCGCCGCCGCCGCGGCCGUCGACCUCUGUCGAUUUGAAUCAUUCGAUCAAGAAUAAGUAGAUGGCUCAGGUUAUCGAUGUAUCGAUCGUGCCAGGGUUUGCAAUUCUCAUCUUGGAGGUUAUUGCCACUCGCCACCCCAUUUGUAUGGAUGAUUACCGCGGUACGUAACGUAACUGCGUCUAGGGUACUGACAAAAAUCAAACAAAAAUUUACUAAUCGAAAUUUCAAUUCGAACGGCGAGACCAAUAGGAUUGGAAACGGUGACCGAUCGGGAAAAAAAAUUAUAUAUCAAGGGUGUUUGCGCAAUGUGUCGAUUUUAUCGAGUCAAAUGUUUUGAAUUAUCAGAUAUCAGGAAAUUAGAAGAAAAUGAAGAAACAUCUACAAAAA
Oryza sativa Japonica Group (Japanese rice) is the source of this 953-nucleotide messenger RNA. RefSeq names its product ocs element-binding factor 1. Gene Ontology annotation, cellular component: nucleus. NCBI's taxonomy places the organism in Eukaryota, Viridiplantae, Streptophyta, Magnoliopsida, Poales, Poaceae. Gene Ontology annotation, molecular function: DNA-binding transcription factor activity; transcription cis-regulatory region binding. Gene Ontology annotation, biological process: positive regulation of DNA-templated transcription. The record is from RefSeq and is a predicted model, not a curated record.